Messenger RNA from Xiphophorus maculatus (southern platyfish), 1662 nucleotides. Its product is annotated as myelin and lymphocyte protein-like. Gene Ontology annotation, molecular function: structural constituent of myelin sheath. NCBI's taxonomy places the organism in Eukaryota, Metazoa, Chordata, Actinopteri, Cyprinodontiformes, Poeciliidae. Gene Ontology annotation, biological process: myelination. The record is from RefSeq and is a predicted model, not a curated record. The coding region runs from base 79 to 546 and encodes 155 amino acids. The transcript is spliced from 4 exons. Gene Ontology annotation, cellular component: membrane.
UUGUGCAUCACACUCUGGAGGAAACCCCCCCCCCCACACACACACGCACGCAGAAACACACACGUUCAGAUUUGGACUAUGGCUUCCACCACCUCUGGUGAUGUUCUUCCCACCGGCGCCAGGAUCUUCAUCAGCUUUCCUGACCUCUUCUUCAUCCCCGAGUGGGUCAUUGGGGGUUUGGUGUGGAUCCUGGUGGCCUCGACCCGAGUCUUCCAGGAGAAUCCUCUGGGCUGGGUCAUGUUCGUGUCCGUCUUCUGCUUCGUCGGGACGACUCUGUGGCUUUUCAUCUUCGCCUGUGGAGGCAAUCAGAGCAGCUUUUGGCCCGGCCUGGAUGCUGGUUUUCAUUUUGUGGCUGCGGUUUUCUACCUCAGUGCGUCGGUGGUGUUAGCCUACAUCACCAUUCUGAUAGGGAAAGGUUCAACAUUUGAUAUAAACCUACUGAAGACCUACCGACUUGACAUUUCUGCAGUGGUGAUGUCCCAUGUGGCUACUCUCCUCUACUUCCUCCACGCCAUUUUCUCUGCCAUCCGAUGGAAGAGAGCCUGAAGCACAACCUGAACCCCUCCGGACGUCAAACACAAGAAGAGGCGCAGAAUAAUAAUGAAAUAUGUGAUGCACGUUUGUUUUUCUGUUUCGUUAAAGCAAAUGGCUAAAAAAAAAAAAAAAAGAAAACUAAAUUGAUGGAACCCAUUAUGCACAAUAUAAGUUACUGUUUUGAUACGAUAAGCAGCCAUUUAGACUAGGUUUGUGUGAGAUAAACCGGAGUGACACUGCUGAUAUAAGUACGCAAAAAAUGUCAUUCUUUUGGAAAAAUCCAUUCAUUCAGACAGUCUGUGUUGUUUAACAAAUAGGGGGAAAAAAGAUUUUCAAUGUUUUCAUUCCAUCUAACAUUUCAUGGCAUUUGACCUUCACAAAGCAGUUUUUUUUUUUUUACAGCAGCAGAAACCUUUAAAACUAAACCAGAUACAAUUUUAUCAUUCACUCCAGAUGUUUUGACGUUGCUUUUCUUUUUUUCUUUUUUUGUCCUUAUGAAAGCAAGAAAGUUACUUUUCAGGUAUUUCCCUUAUUAUUUCAUUAACUGGACAUCUAACACUCUAGAUAUGUGACACAGGGGUACCAGGACAACAUAAAGGUAAAAUCAAGGAAAAUUCUAAUAAAUUACUACUAUUAUUACUACUAAUACUACUACUAAUAAUAACAAUAGUAAUAAUAAUGACAACAUAAAUUAGAGUCAAAUUACAGUGGUCAAAACUUGUGUGUUUUUGUUGUUUCUUUUUUUUUAGAAAAAAAAAAAACAAAGUUUGAUGUCUGACACAUUUCAUAAUCUAUUUCACAUCCGUCACGGUCAAGUCGACUGUGUUUGCUCUUUUUGUCUGUUUUCUUAACAUUUUAAAUGAGGAAAUCAUAAAACGAAUAAAUAAAAAUGAAAUUUAAAAAAAUGAAGAGAUUAGUUUAUGAUUCACUUUUUUUAUUCCGUUCCUAGAGAACAAUCUGUGUGGUUUCCCAUUCUUAUGCGCUGUGCUGUGGAAUAAACGUUGAGAUUUUGAGAUCGUAAAUAAAUGAUUUCACUUUACAGGCAUGUUGAUAAUCUUUGUCACAACAUAAAUAGAUUGGAAAUUAGAAUAUCUGUUGGUCUGCUGAUUAAAUGAAAUUUAAAAACAA